This is a messenger RNA of Corylus avellana, 1920 nucleotides long. RefSeq lists its product as uncharacterized. The record is from RefSeq and is a predicted model, not a curated record. Gene Ontology annotation, cellular component: nucleus. Gene Ontology annotation, molecular function: double-stranded DNA binding; transcription coregulator activity. Gene Ontology annotation, biological process: regulation of transcription by RNA polymerase II. NCBI's taxonomy places the organism in Eukaryota, Viridiplantae, Streptophyta, Magnoliopsida, Fagales, Betulaceae.
CUAGCUCAGAGAUCAUCUAUAUUCUAUGGUAUUGAUUUUCUGGCCUGAGUUUGGAGGGUUGAAGGUAAAGAAUUUUUGCUCAGUUAACUGUUUGUGAGGAGUUCAGCUUGUCAGAGGUUUACUAAUGGCGGCAGACCAACUCGUGGGCUCCGAGAUUCAUGGGUUCCAUACUUUGAAAGAUUUAGAUGUUGGGAAAAUUGUGAACGACGCUGGAGGAAGAUGGCUCAGCGGUCAUGAAAUUCAUGCAAUACUCCAUAAUCACAAGCAUUUCUGCGUCUAUAGCAAUCCAGUUAACUUGCCCAAAAUCUUAUCAGAAAGCCUAGGUGCUCACCUCGAAGCAUUUGCAAUUCAUAUUGGAUAUUCUUCAGGCAUAUGUGGUGCUAUUUUACUUUUUGACCGUAAGAGGCUUAGGAACUUCAGGAAGGAUGGUCAUAACUGGAAGAAGAAAAAAGAUGGAAAGACUGUCAAUGAAUCCCAUGAAUGCUUAAAAGUUGGUAAUGAAGAAAGGAUCCAUGUAUACUAUGUGCAUGGCCAAGAUAACCCGAACUUUGCUCGCAGGUGUUACUGGCUUCUUGACAAGAACCCAGAACGAGACAUAGUCCUUGUUCAUUAUCGUGAACUAAAGGAGAAAUCUGGCGAUAAGCAUGUAUAUUAUGCUGGCGACAAAGACUUUUUAGAAUCAACAGCGCUUGGUGACAAUUUAACCGUCCAGAAUCAUGAAUGGAGGCGUCAUGAGAUUAAUCCAAUGGAACGGGAUGAGCUCCCACCGACAAAUGAUUCUAACAACUCAACUGCACCUAAAGAACAUGAAGUUUCAAGCUUCGAUCAAUCAAAUCAAAUUGAGGCCAAUGACUCCUUAUAUGAUAUGAUGUCGCAGAGGAAGAGACGGCGAGAGGAUGUGAAGGCCCAGCCAGAAGGGAGUGGUUCUAAGGAUAAGCGUAGGAGGUUUCCUACUUUCUGGAAUGUGGUCUGGGAGGUUAUGAAGAUGCAAUCAGUCCAGAAGUUUCCGGAGCCAAUUUUAGGGCCUUUGAUGCAAUCAGUCCAGAAUUUCCCAGAGCCAAUUCUAGGGCCCUUGAUUCGUAGAAUGGUCGAGGAGGAAGUCAAAAGAAAGCUUUUAGAGAUCAUGAAACAGAAUUGUGGGAAUGAGGCAAGUACAUCUGGGUCAAGAAGCUUACAGGUGAACUUCACUGACAACCUCUCUCCCCCAGUUCUAUUUUCUGGAGCUGGAAUUGAAGGAGAAGAUUGCUCUAACAUACAAGAAGCUUUGGUUGAUGAUCAUAUUGAUCAACAACCUCUCUCUCAUGAUGGGGAGGCCUUAGCCAAUGUUCAUUACCCGACCAGCUUGCCCUGUACAGAGAGCCCCAAUGGGAGCAAGUUUUUGGCUUCUGGGGAGAUUGGUGAAUUUGAUCAUUCCCAACGCUGUGCGCUUUCUCCAGAUAUCUUUUCAAUCGUGUGUUCUGUUGGGGGUUCUAGUGGUUUGGAUGAGUGCGGCUUGCAAGAUUUGAGUUUCCCAGGCUCCAUGAUUUGUGACACACAUCCCAUGACUCAAACUUUCUGUGGUGAGGAUUCUCUGCAAGAUCUUGAUACUGACAUGCAGGUCGAGGACUACCUGUUGCCACCUUCUACCGCUAUUACUCAGAUGAGAUGGACAAAGGUAUUCAGCGUGCUCAACUGGUUCUCAAUUCGGAAGGUUGUAAUUUGUAAAAAAAAGAAACUGGGUUCGGGAAAAUCACAGAUACAGUAAUGCGAAAAGAGAGAGAGAGAUCGCUGCCCGUAUAAUUUUGUGGGCAGCUAUGUGAGACAAGAUGGAGGUAUUAGAGCAUCUCCAGAAUGAAAUAUUUAGUGAAAAAAUGUAAUUUUUAUUUUGGGAUUUUUGAGAUAAAUCUCUAGUUAACGCCCCCAAACAGAUAACACCUUUAA